AUGGACGAUGGGCGCCUUCCCCGGAGCAAGAAGACCGAUGCCUCGAGAACCGGAGGCUGGGGGUCCGCCUUCAGAAAGAAGGAGAAAAAGAGAGAUCCAUUCGAUCCCUUGGGACUCUUGAGCUCAGAGGAGAGCUUCAGGAAGGACCAGCCUCUCACGAAUGUAGCGUCCACCUGGGCCACAUACGAUUUGGACAAUCGGCACAGGACGUGGUCCCAGCCCCACAAUCAUGCCACCGGUGACUCAACUGGAGGGACGGCACUGCAUGCAUCACGAAAGAUGGACGCUAGAAAUUCUGGCGAGCAGCGCGACGCGGAAGCAGAUUUUCUCGCCAUCCCGGCGUUGCUCCAAGGCCGACGCGGUCCUCGCUCCGCUUUCGAAAGGCGCAAUCCCUCGAUCGCGCGGGUAGAUGAAUCGGGGCCGGUCAAGGUCGUCAUCGGUGCAGAAUCCAAAACCGUGUUUCAACGGCCGGAUACACGCGCCGAGCAAAUGGAUGAGGAGGGAAAGUAUGUGGACGGGGUGAACAGAGGGAAGAUGAGAAAAGGCCUUGAAGAAGAGAGAGGGGCUCUGAUCCGGCGAAGAAGAGAGGCAAUGUCCGCAGCCAAAGCUGCAAAGAGGGCAUGGGAUGCUCUAAGCCCAGAAGGCAAAGAAAGAGAAGGCCUCAAAAAGCAACGCUCCGAGCAAAACUUUGCGUUGUACAGUGCCGGCCUGACAAUUGAUGUCCGGCUAUAUACGGCGCUCCCAGAGAGAGUACCAGAGAAAGACUAG
Molecule: messenger RNA, 768 nt
Organism: Xylona heveae TC161
Lineage: Eukaryota; Fungi; Ascomycota; Xylonomycetes; Xylonales; Xylonaceae
Exons: 2
Coding region: 1-768 (255 amino acids)
Source: RefSeq, a predicted model, not a curated record